This is a messenger RNA of Salmo salar (Atlantic salmon), 1996 nucleotides long. RefSeq lists its product as uncharacterized. The record is from RefSeq and is a predicted model, not a curated record. NCBI's taxonomy places the organism in Eukaryota, Metazoa, Chordata, Actinopteri, Salmoniformes, Salmonidae.
UUUGCAGAAAGGAAACGUGAGAGAUUUGAUCUCUCUUCCGGAUAAUAGUUUUAUUUUAUUUUUUACAUGUUUUGCAUCAAAGACUUUCUAAACCCAGACGCGCAACAUCGCAAGCAGACCAGACCGCGGUUUGAGAAGUCAAUGAGAGAAGUGAAACGUUAUUCCUUAGUUGUUAAUUUUCUCGAAAUCCAAAGGCAAAACCUAUAUUCGAGCCAAGUAGUUGAACAUGUUAUUACUCCAAACAAUGAUGUAUUUCUGCGCAUGAGCAUAGUUAGCCAACGUCGCCAUGACAUCGCCUACAAGUCUUCAUACUGUACCGUCUUUGAUAUAAUAUGUAUCUCUAUAUCUAUUACUGGUACAUAACCAUUAUACCAUAGAAUAAGAAGCUCACUUGCUACAUUUUGACUACGUGAAAUGUAACGUUACAGGCUGAGCAGAAUAAUACGGAUUUAUCGACUUUCAUUCCGCUCAAAAUGUCUAAACUACAGUUGUUGAACGUGUAUGUUAGUGAACGACUAACAGCGGCUGUAGCAGAGAUAUCCGUGGCGGUCGAGAGAACAGUAGUAGAGUUGUAUGAAGAAAUAUCCCGUUCUAAAGAGGAGAAUAACCGUCUGCGAAGACUGUUGGAUUUGGUUUUCAACCCGGAGAUAAAGUUACACAAAGCAGUUGUCCGAACACCUGUCUGUCAGCAUAACUGGGGAAGAAGUGUAGUUCGUCAACUGGAGGCACACACAGCAUAUAGAUCUGUGCAAAACUGCUACAAUUCCCACCAGCUCACUCACCUCAUAUCUGAAGAGGAGGUUCCCCUGGAACAGCAGCACUGUGAGCAGGAGUGGAGCCCCAGUCUGAUUCAGGAGGACUCAGUGCCCACACAGAUUAAAGAGGAACAGGAGGAACUACAGACCAGUCAAGAGGAAGAGCAGCUUCUAGGGCCCUUUGAUACCAAAGACUCCAUAUUCACUUCUCCCUGUGUGGAAAGUGACUGUGAUCAGGAGAACCCAUCUCAGCCCUCACAUCUUCACCAAACCCAAACUGUGGAGGACAGAGAGAGGGACUCUCUACUCACCUACACAUCUAUAGAGAUCAAAACAGAACCUGAUGGAGAUGAUUACAGAGUAUCAGAACCAGCCAGUGACUCUCAGCCCCUCUCUGCAGUAACUCCAGACUGUUCUGCAGCUCAGAGUGAAAACAUGGAAAGUGAUGAUGAGGUGGAGAGUGGAGGACAGCUAUCAGGGUCUAAGACACUGGAAUCAAAGAGAGAACAGAUAGAGAAAGGAGAAAGGUUCCAUACCAGUGCUGGAGGCAGGACGGCCACAAUGUUGCCCUGUUUGACAUCCUCUAGGAAAACGUAUGCUGCUCCUUAUUCUUGCAAGGUUGCCACAGGCCUGAACCAAGCUAAUACAAGAGGACGUCCAGCUGCUGACGCCAUACACCCUCCAAAGCCACCCAAAGUGGGCCGUACUGGAGUUACUGAUGAUGUCCGCACGGAUCAAAUUGAACACUGGCCAGUGAAGUGUGAAACCCGGGGUCGCUGCAAAGUCUGCCAGAAAAAUGUAACGAAUACCCUCUGUCAGAAAUGUGACGUAAGACUGUGUUUCACUUUUGAGAGAAAUUGCUACAAGUUGUACCACAUGCCUUAGUGCAAGAUGUUUACAAUGCAGAAAUAAUGACACACUGACAACAUGAACAACUUGUUUCAUAUAUAUGAUGCUUCUUUUAGAACUUGGAUUUCAGAAGUAAUGAGUCAGGCUUCAUGAUGAACGUUUAUAUUUCAAUGGUUUUAUGACAUUGUAUUGCAAUUGUUGUAUUUAAACCCAAUGUUACACAUUGAUUCUCACACACUCUUCUGUCUUUAUCAGAGUCAAGUAUGUUAUGAAUUAUUAUUUGAGAUUUUGUGUAUUUAUGAAGAUUUUGCCGUUUCUUUUGCAAUUCAGGACUUAACUCAGGGUUAUACUUGGUUCACAUUGAAAUAAAGCUGUAAGAUUUGAUAAACUGA